AUAUUCUUCACCUCGUCGUCGAUGCUUCCUCUCUUGCGGUCCUCGCUGUCGUCGUCCGAGAAGCAGUCGCUGCGCUGCUGCGUUCGGGGCACGAGCGUCGUGAAGCGGCAAGGCCUCUUCCUCUCGAGCCUCCAAGUGCUCUACCACAUCAAGGUCCGCGUCGCCGACGAAGUGUGGGUCUCGCAGACCGCCAUGGACGACAUUCUGCAGCUGCACGCGCAACUACUCUCGAUCGCCAAGCAACACUGCACCGAAUUCACCAAGGCGCUCUCGUCGCUGCCGUGCCCAAAGGAGCCGCUCUUCAAGAAAACCGAGAUGCUCGUCAUCAAGGGCAUGUGCGGCGAGCUUGAGCACUAUCUUUUGAACCUCGUCAAGCUCUGCGAGCGCUUCGACACGCCCGACGUCGACCUCGUCGAAGCACAGACGCUGCACUUUCUCAAGGCCGCCGCGUUGCAGUCGUCGCAUUAGCAAUCUAGGUAGAGCAGUAGCAUAGAAACCA
Molecule: messenger RNA, 499 nt
Organism: Saprolegnia parasitica CBS 223.65
Lineage: Eukaryota; Oomycota; Saprolegniomycetes; Saprolegniales; Saprolegniaceae
Exons: 1
Coding region: 22-468 (148 amino acids)
Molecular function (GO): phosphatidylinositol binding
Source: RefSeq, a predicted model, not a curated record